UAAAAGUUGCGUUCUAGCUGCUAACAAAAUUGAUAAAGAAGGUGCCGGUAGCAAUGAAACCGACGAACACACGAAGGUGUAUAAUGGUAGAGAAAAGAGUGCGCUUUUGUAGGUUAUCCAAUUGCCGGAACAGAUAAUACCGAUUUGAAUCGUUUUGUGCGUGGCCCCCUAAAAAACAGGACACUCGGUGCCGUUGCCGGGCGAAACAGAAUAUUCUAGAAUGCGUGGUGUCACAGAAAAAGUAGAAAGAAGCAGAAUCGGCAAAAAAUGGCAGCAAGGGGGCCAUUUUCCGUGCGUUCCGUCGUCCGUUUCAAUGGCUCGGGCGCAGCGAGACAACGUUCAGACUGAGAUGGAAAUCCCCGUUCGUCAGUAACAGUCAGCAAGCGGGAAAAGGAAAGAUAGUACGCACGGAAAGGUUGACGUGUUCUUUUUGCAUUGGAGCAGGACUGGCUCUUGGGGAUAGGAAGAAGCUUUUGGUAUAGUUCUAUUUCAAUCGUUGGUGUAGAAAGUUGGGUAUCGUUUUUGCAGGAAAGUCAUCUCUCACGGGGAAUUAAUAUAACAACAAUGAAGUUAUUAACAUUAUCGGCCCUUGUGGUCGCACUGGUCGUGAUGACCUGUUCGGCGGAUGAAAAGAAAGAGAAGGACAAGGAUAUCGGCACGGUGGUCGGUAUUGAUCUCGGCACGACGUACUCCUGCGUCGGUGUGUACAAGAACGGACGUGUAGAAAUUAUUGCCAACGAUCAAGGUAACCGCAUUACUCCCUCCUACGUGGCAUUUACCGCCGAUGGCGAACGUCUCAUCGGUGAUGCCGCCAAAAAUCAGCUGACGACGAACCCUGAAAAUACCGUGUUCGAUGCAAAACGUUUGAUCGGCCGCGAGUUCACCGACCAUACUGUGCAGCACGACAUUAAACUGUUGCCGUUCAAGGUGAUUGAAAAGAACUCGAAACCGCACAUCCGGGUAUCGACCGGCCAGGGUGAUAAGGUGUUCGCGCCGGAAGAAAUCUCCGCCAUGGUGCUGGGCAAGAUGAAGGAAACGGCUGAAGCAUAUCUGGGCAAGAAGGUUACGCACGCUGUCGUCACGGUGCCGGCCUACUUUAACGAUGCCCAGCGUCAGGCGACGAAGGAUGCGGGAACGAUCGCUGGGCUGGUGGUGAUGCGUAUCAUUAACGAACCGACCGCGGCCGCCAUUGCGUACGGUCUGGACAAGAAGGAUGGUGAAAAGAAUGUGCUUGUGUUCGAUCUUGGCGGCGGUACGUUCGAUGUGUCGCUGUUGACGAUUGACAACGGUGUGUUCGAGGUGGUGGCAACGAACGGUGACACCCAUCUGGGCGGUGAAGAUUUCGAUCAGCGCGUCAUGGAUCACUUCAUCAAGAUGUACAAGAAGAAGAAGGGCAAGGACAUUCGCAAGGAUAACCGUGCUGUGCAGAAGCUGCGUCGUGAGGUGGAGAAGGCGAAGCGUGCCCUUUCGGCUAGCCAUCAGGUGCGCAUUGAAAUUGAAUCGUUCUUCGAGGGUGACGAUUUCAGUGAGACGCUCACGCGUGCCAAGUUCGAGGAGCUGAACAUGGAUCUGUUCCGCUCGACGAUGAAACCGGUGCACAAGGUGCUGGAGGAUGCCGACAUGACGAAGAAUGACGUCGACGAGAUCGUGCUGGUCGGUGGAUCGACCCGUAUCCCCAAGGUGCAGCAGCUGGUGAAGGAAUUCUUCAAUGGCAAGGAACCUUCCCGAGGCAUCAAUCCGGACGAAGCCGUGGCUUACGGUGCGGCUGUACAGGCUGGCGUGCUUUCGGGCGAACAGGACACCGAUGCGAUCGUGCUGCUCGACGUUAAUCCACUGACCAUGGGAAUUGAGACGGUCGGUGGUGUGAUGACGAAGCUGAUCCCGCGCAACACUGUCAUCCCGACGAAGAAAUCGCAAAUCUUCUCGACCGCAUCGGACAACCAGCACACCGUAACGAUCCAGGUGUACGAGGGCGAACGUCCGAUGACGAAGGAUAACCAUCUGCUCGGUAAAUUCGAUCUGACCGGCAUUCCGCCGGCACCGCGAGGCAUACCGCAGAUCGAAGUGUCGUUCGAAAUCGACGCGAACGGUAUUCUGCAAGUGUCGGCCGAGGAUAAGGGUACGGGCAACCGGGAGAAGAUUGUCAUCACCAACGAUCAGAACCGUCUGACGCCGGACGAUAUUGAGCGCAUGAUUAAGGAUGCCGAGCGGUUUGCCGAUGACGACAAGAAGCUGAAGGAACGCGUGGAGGCGCGCAACGAAUUGGAAAGCUACGCGUACAGCUUGAAGAAUCAGCUUAGCUCGAAGGAUAAGCUUGGUGCAAGCGUGUCGGACGACGAUAAGGCUAAGAUGGAGGAAGCGAUCGAUGAGAAGAUCAAGUGGCUGGACGAAAACCAGGAUACGGAAGCGGAAGAGUACAAGAAGCAGAAGAAGGAGCUGGAAGACAUUGUGCAGCCGAUCAUUGCCAAGCUGUACGCCAGCAGUGGCGGUGCUCCACCACCGACGGCCGGCGGAGACGAUGACGAUGAGCUGAAGGAUGAGCUGUAAGUGAAUGUUUUGGUUUUUUUGUUUCCCGACCCUUGGAAAAGGGCGCCACCUUCCAUAAUGUCAUACAACAACAACAACAACAACAAACAAAGCAUUCGACGGAGAGAAAUGCAAAUUAAGUCGCCUUUCACUCAUUGUCCUUUUUUGGGAGGAGGGAUGGUUUUGUGAUUAUGCAUUGAGGAAAAGCCCGCUGAUCAUACGCGAGAUCAUUGUGUACCUCGUUGGGAGGAUUAAUGUCAAACAAUCUAAGUAGUCGUCAAAACGACCGCUCCAUUACAAAACUCUUGUCGUCACAGUGAAGGAAGUGGUGAAGUUGUGUGCGCACUUUUCCGGACGCAGUGCGUUACGUGAAGGCGUUGGUGGAACGUUACAUUUUCGGAGUCUCAUCUUAUUUUCUAGAUGAGUGAUACUCACCCCACAAAAAGGAAAAAGAUACACAAACACACCACACAUACACACACACAUAUAUAAAACGGAAGAUGUCCAGAGAGUUUGUGGUUCAAGUUAAAUAGAAGAUAGAAAAGCACACGGUAGAAUUACGCGGGUUUUUUUUUCGUUAGUUUUUUGUUUGUUUUUGUUUCUCAAUUACGUCCGUGCAGCAACAGCAGAUAUGAUGUAGUAGUGUAGGUGUGUGUGUGUGUGUGUUGGUAAAAAUGAAUCGUUUGCAGACUUUUAUUAUUUAUUGAGCAAGAGAAGUGCAGAAACCGUAAAGAUAUAAUACUUACAACAAUAGCAGAAGACCAGAAGCGGCUCGAGUUAGUAAAACAAAGGAAUAGGUCAAUAGGGCCGAGGGUGAUGAGAAUAUGAGGGAUGGUGUGCGUAAGGAUAUAUAUUCUCGUACCGAGACCAGAGAUCGUGUUUCUUAUUACGUUAGUUCUAAUUCGUUCCAUUCGUGUGCACUAGAUGUGUGCAGUAAUAGGUGGAACGUGAAGAGGACGGUGUUGGCGGUGAUAUGAUGUUGGGUGGUGUAAAACAUUCUCCCCCACCCCUUCUCCACUAUUAUCUUCGGCACCGUCCUUUUUCGUGUUCCCUUACCCAGAGCGAGAAAUGAUGCAAACGAAUGCAAACCACGGAAACAUCCUUAAAUCGACUUUAAUCCUUAUCAGUUUUACCUUAAAAAAGAAUCUUUGUUUCGUUUGUUUGUUUUUUUUACCAUUCCUGAGAUACUUCUGUUAUUUUGUUAUGUAUAAAACAAACAAAGCCUGUCCUCUAACUGCCAGAUAGUGAGAGAAAGGAAUUCCCUAACUAAGGACUCUGCGGUGGAAUAGAAAGGGAUACACAUGUGCGAUUUCAAGAUGCUUUAAUUUCGAUAAUAUCGUGUACCUAUCGCGCGGCACGUUGUUCAUAAGACGUCGACGUGCUACAAUUCCGUUUCAGUUCGUUUCAUUAUUUCUCGUCCAUCGACUGAACCUAAUGUAAGGAAGAGAAAAAUAAAAGAAACAAGAUGAUACUAAAA
Messenger RNA from Anopheles funestus (African malaria mosquito), 4003 nucleotides. RefSeq names its product endoplasmic reticulum chaperone BiP (gene Hsc70-3). Lineage: Eukaryota; Metazoa; Arthropoda; Insecta; Diptera; Culicidae. The transcript is spliced from 2 exons. Gene Ontology annotation, molecular function: heat shock protein binding; ATP binding; ATP hydrolysis activity. Gene Ontology annotation, biological process: cellular response to unfolded protein; protein refolding; endoplasmic reticulum unfolded protein response. Bases 565 to 2547 code for a protein of 660 amino acids. Gene Ontology annotation, cellular component: cytoplasm; nucleus; endoplasmic reticulum lumen. The record is from RefSeq and is a predicted model, not a curated record.